UUGGCGCGCUAAGCGGGCGACCGUGCAAGGCGGCCCCGCGCGCCCCGCUGGCCGGUUGUUGCGGGGAGGUCUCCCGCCUGGCGCGGGGGUCCGCGCGGGUAGCCGUGGCGGCCGCCGGAGACCGCAAGGGGCGGCGCAGAGGCGGAACGGGCCGGCCGCGAGCCGCGCAGGAAGCGCCAAGCAUGCCCCGCGACAACAUGGCCUCCCUGAUCCAGCGCAUCGCUCGCCAGGCGUGUCUCACCUUCCGCGGCAGCUCGACGGGCUCCGAAGGGCCGGCGCCGGGCUUCCCGGAGAACCUGAGCCUGCUCAAGAGCCUGCUGACCCAGGUGCGCGCCGAGGACCUCAACAUCGCGCCGCGCAAGGCGCUGCCGCAGCCGCUGCCCCGCAACCUCCCGCCGGUCACCUACAUGCACAUCUACGAGACGGAGGGCUUCAGCCUGGGCGUGUUCCUGCUCAAGAGCGGCACGUGCAUCCCGCUGCACGACCACCCGGGCAUGCACGGUAUGCUCAAGGUGCUGUACGGCACGGUCCGCAUCAGCUGCAUGGACAAGCUGGACACGGGGGCCGGGCAUCGGCGGCCGCCGCCAGAGCAGCAGUUCGAGCCCCCGCUGCAGCCCUUGGAGCGGGAGGCCGUGCGACCGGGCGUGCUGCGUUCCCGGGCCGAGUACACCGAGGCCAGUGGGCCCUGCGUGCUCACUCCACACCGGGACAACCUGCACCAGAUUGAUGCCGUGGACGGGCCAGCUGCCUUCCUGGACAUCCUGGCCCCACCCUACGACCCGGAGGACGGCCGGGACUGCCACUAUUACCGUGUAGUGGAGCCCAUCAGACCCAAGGAGGCUUCCGGCUCUGCCUGCGACCUUCCCCGAGAAGUGUGGCUCCUGGAGACACCACAGGCCGACGACUUCUGGUGCGAGGGAGAGCCCUAUCCAGGCCCCAAGGUCCUACCUUGAAGCUCCUGCCGCCCGGGGAACUGUGGGCCAAAGAUGUACCCUGCCCUGCUCAAGAAAGGCCUGGCUGCCCUCUAUCUUCCAUAAGGGCUCUUCUCUCCGCCCCCUCGCCUGGACGAUGGAUUUACUGGAGUGACCAGCGCCACAUCUUGAGGAACCUUGGGGAACACGGCCCACUGGAGUACAGCCACCACCGGGCACGGUUAUGGGGGCGGGUGGGCGGAAGGCUAGGUUGAUUCCUGGUAUCCUCAGUGCCACCAAGGCUUUGAUUUAAGGGAACCGGGCAGGGACCCUAAAGCGCUUCCAUCCUAAAGCCAUAAUGAAACCAUUUUUGUUUCUCAUUCUCUACAAAAUACACUAAGUAGUUUUGAAUCCCUCUUCCCUUCGGUGACUCAGAUUUGUUUUCUCUCCUGCCCACGAUUGCUCCUUAAUAGUUUAAUUUAUUACUGAUUGUGCAUGACCUUGAAUUGUUCUUGUUUUCUUUUUUUUUUUUUUUUUUUUUUUUUUAGUUAUUCGUUUGGUUAAAACACACACACAAACUACUCAGCAUCUAAAGUGAGGAGUUCUGAAAAGACAUCUUUCUAGCACUGGGGUUCACCCUCAUAACUGUGCGUGUUGAGGACGAUGUCUUUCCUCCCCUGGCUUGGUAGCCACUUCUGGUGUACUCAGGUAACCUUUAGUAAGAAGGUCACAUACGCGAAUUCUCUUGUCAGGCCCUUAAAGCUCGUCUUUCCCUUGGGUCUCAAGAUCUGUCGUUUAAACAAAUUUUUUUGUUGCUAUUGGGGAUUUGCCUUUAAAGCAAAGACGAUUAUUAUCCUCAGCUGACUUUUUCCUUGACGUGCUUCAAAGAUGAUACAAUAAUUAUGUGUUUUCUAACCAGACGAUUCCGAGGAGCGGAAUCUGCUAUGCUUCCAAAUAACUGAAUGUAAAGGCCCUGGCCACCUGUUGAAUUCCAUACUCGUAUUUACUUCCAGCUUCUUCCUAGGAAAGAAGAGAAAGAUACUCUUGACUGUUUGUUGUUGUUGUUGUUGUUGUUGUUGUUGGUUUUGUUCUGUUUUGGUUUUUUGUUUUUGUUUUUUUGCGUUCUCUGUGGAGGGAGCCUGCAGAGGAGCUGUGUGGUUCCAGCUGUGCUGCCGGGAGAUAGCCUCCCAGCACUCCCUUAAACAAGAGCCAGUGCUGCCUACUACUGCCUUCUCUUGCAGGAAGAGGUAGAGAGCAUGUAGUACCCUGGGAGGGGCUCUGGAAGUAGGCUGCUGGCUAAGCAGGCAAGAAGCCCUGGGCUCAAUCCUCAGUACCACAUAAACCAAGUGUAGCACACAGCAUUUAGGAAAUAUAGGCAGGAGGAUCAGAAGUCAAGGUCAGACUUGGCUACAUAGUGAAUUUGAGCGGAACCGUGGAUGCAUAAGACACCAUCAUAUAAAUGUGUGUGUAUACAUAACAUAUGAAUAUGUAUAUAUACACAUAUACAUAUGUAUGUACACACACACAUAUGAAAUGGAUACAUGGAAUAGAUGCUUGAGAAUUUAGCCAUUUAGGGCACCAAGAUUGGAGACUAAACCCUAUGCCAACACUGCAGCAAACCCUAGCGCUGCUGCAGUAUUAUGGCUGGCGGAGGCUCAGCCCCUUUACCAUGUUUACAGACGUGUCUAUCGAUUCUGACCAUGGACCACCAGUUUCCCCUGUUUACUAUGUGUAGGGUUCCUUUUUAUCACAGGCCUUUUCAUAAAGACAAACUGUAGAAAUCAGAUGUGCCCAGCUGUCUUCUAAGCUCUCUUGAUGGCUCAUGUGGCAAUAGAAUAUACUAAUAUCGGCAAUAAAUGGAGACUUACUGUCAUGAGUGACAAAUGUUUGUUGACCUGGCAGGGAAACAAACUGCUUUUGGCUCCAUGUAUCCAGGAUACACAUCCAGGCUGAAGGGGUGUCCUUCCCGGUGCAGUCAUUAAAGUGGUACGAGACAGCAAAUUAUUGCUGGCUUGGCUUGUGGCUUUUUGUUUGUUUGUUUGUUUGUUUCAUUUUAAUAAAAAUGAGAACAACAGGCCAGUGGAAACCUGCUUUAAACCUGACAAACCAUGAGCAACACCCAAACACUUCCACCAUGGCUGCUAGAGUUCAAGUUCUUUCUGAUCAUGGUCUUUAAAAUGCCUUUGGAGCCUCUCGAAGCAGCUCUUUGAGCCACUCGUAUGAACAUCUAGAUAGGAAGUGAUGGUUUUAAAUUUGACUAUUUUCAUAGAAUAUUAAUAAUGAAUAUGGUUUUUCAGCCACAUACAGAUUUUGAAUUGCAGCAAAGGUUGAUUCCUUUACAAGGAUUGUUGAGAGUCAUGUGUACUUUACAGCAUACUCUGGAGGUCCUUUCAUGGAGCCUGUAGAAGUCUAGCCUGGAAUUGGGCUAGUAAUAACAAUUAUUAUGAAGGCCUUCAUUGCAAAAGAAGGAGGAGAAAUAUUAAAGGUUUGUUAUAAGCAGUUUGGAAGGAAAAAAACCCUAAGGUGCUUUUCAAAAGAGUAACGAAAUUGUUCUGAGCUAAAACAGCAAUACUGUGUUCCUCAUUAGUUCAAUAGGAACAGUGAAACUGUCAUUUCACUAAUAAACUGAGUAAACUUACGGUGAAAACAGUGUAAUAUGUUUUAAUGAGCCACUUGAGAAAGAAUAUGCUCGUUACUAAGAUAAAAUGUGCAGAAAAAUCCUUGCACGUCUAUGCAUAAACUAUUAGCUAUAACUUCUGCCGUUGUGUUUCCCUGUAGGUCUACAAUAUAGAUUGUGGUCUAGAAAUUAGGAUAAAAGUUACCUUCUCCUUUUCUUAGAAAAGACCAAUGAGCACAAUGGUGUUAAGUCACUUAACUGUUCUGAUGAAUAAUAAAUGCAAUAACUAGAUCCUGAGUGAGACGCUGUCUGUCUGUCUGUCUAAAUACACUGAACCUUUUCAACCUUGUAGUUCUAUCAGUGACCAGUUAUAUCGAUGUAAGAUUUUCAUACCUUCCUACUCCUUUGAGAAUUGAUGGGUUUACUACCACAUGCUGCUGAUUACAUUAAAAAACAACAACAACAAAAAAAAAACCCUGCCUUUUAGGUAAUGUGUUUUCUAUGUUAAUAGGAGUGAGUUCUCUUGAGUUUUUAACAUGACUGUCAAAAUGUACACCUUUCCUUCCCCACUCGAUCCUUGCAUUGUCUUGUAGGUUCCUUGAACUUGACAUCUGGGGAGAACCUACCUGCUCUGAUGGCAAAUGAGUCAACUGCUUUAGCUCUCCUGUCCUGCCCAGCAGAGAGACAGUUACCCCCACUUCGUCACUCUGCCACUCUCCUGACAGCGUUUGCUCCUCUACCGCAGGCCUGAAUUCAGAGUGUAGGGUUAUACAGAACCCAGAUUGGUCCAUUGUGCUGAGGUUUCUGCUGUCAAAGGAGAUCAUUUCUUAACAAUACCCAGUCUUACAGUGCAGGGGUGUUUACGUUUCUGAGUAAGAUGUGUGUACUUAUGGGAAAUAAAAGCAUGUUUAAAAUUA
This is a messenger RNA of Mus musculus (house mouse), 4445 nucleotides long. RefSeq names its product 2-aminoethanethiol dioxygenase (gene Ado). Lineage: Eukaryota; Metazoa; Chordata; Mammalia; Rodentia; Muridae. Bases 183 to 953 code for a protein of 256 amino acids. The transcript has a single exon. Gene Ontology annotation, molecular function: oxidoreductase activity, acting on single donors with incorporation of molecular oxygen, incorporation of two atoms of oxygen; cysteamine dioxygenase activity; iron ion binding. Gene Ontology annotation, biological process: cellular response to hypoxia. The record is from RefSeq and is marked validated. Gene Ontology annotation, cellular component: cytosol.